This is a messenger RNA of Poecilia latipinna (sailfin molly), 1216 nucleotides long. RefSeq names its product beta-chimaerin-like. The transcript is spliced from 7 exons. Lineage: Eukaryota; Metazoa; Chordata; Actinopteri; Cyprinodontiformes; Poeciliidae. Gene Ontology annotation, biological process: signal transduction; positive regulation of GTPase activity. The record is from RefSeq and is a predicted model, not a curated record. Bases 93 to 1100 code for a protein of 335 amino acids. Gene Ontology annotation, molecular function: GTPase activator activity.
UGCACAGCACUCACACACACACACACCCACCCCCUCUUCCAGAGCUCCCCUAAGAAGACUUGGACAGUCUCCUGGACCCAGUGCAGUCAAGCAUGGAGGCUGAAGCAAGCAGAGGGGGCUUAGAAGGGGAGCUGAUUGCUCGCAUGGCUAAAAGACAGGAGAGGAGGCGUCAAGAGCUGCUGGCGUUGGCUCUGGGAGUCAAGAUUGGGUGCAAGGGAAAUCUGCUGUGGAAGCCUAUUAAACUGCUGGCCUCCUGUCCACAGAUCUCCUCACCUGUGGUGCGACGGAGUGCCUUGAAAGACACGCCUGAGAAGCUGAGCUCCUAUGAAAAGAUUCACAACUUCAAGGUACACACCUUCCGUGGGCCACACUGGUGCGAGUACUGUGCCAACUUCAUGUGGGGCCUCAUUGCCCAGGGUGUCCGUUGCUCAGAUUGUGGCCUGAAUGUACACAAACAGUGCUCCAAACUGGUUCCCAGUGACUGCCAGCCGGACCUGCGCAGGAUUAAGAAAGUGUACAGCUGUGAUCUCACCACCCUUGUCAAAGCUCACAACACCACAAGACCCAUGGUGGUGGAUAUGUGCAUUCGAGAGAUCGAACUCAGAGGUAUGAAAUCUGAGGGUCUGUACAGAGUGUCUGGCUUCUCAGAGCACAUUGAGGACGUUCGACUCGCUUUUGACCGAGAUGGUGAGAAGGCGGAUAUCAGUGCCAGUGCCUAUGCAGACAUCAACAUAAUUGCUGGUGCUUUGAAGCUCUACUUGAGAGACCUUCCCAUUCCAGUCAUUACAUUUGACUUGUACUCCAAAUUUAUUCAAGCUGCAAGACUUCCAAAUGCCGAAUCCAGACUGGAGGCGAUACAUGAGGGAUUGCUGCAGCUUCCCCCGGCGCACUACGAAACCUUACGUUACCUGAUGGCUCACCUCAAAAGGGUAACAACAUUCGAAAAGUACAACCUAAUGAACGCAGAGAACCUGGGGAUUGUCUUCGGCCCGACUCUUAUGCAGCCUCCGGAGCAGAACGCUUUGACAACUCUGAACGACAUGAGGCAGCAGAAACUGGUAGUGCAGCUCAUGAUCGAACAUGAAGAUGUCUUAUUUUGAGGAACUGGAGGCGAUGAACAAUUAUUUAUUCUGUCAAAGAGGAAAGUCAAGCCAACUGUAUUUAAGUGAUACUCUGAAAUGUUUGCGAACAAACCGCAUAUGAAACACUUUGUAUU